AGUACCGAUUUCUAGGUAGCGAUGACUGUUGUUGUCCUGUAUGUUAGAAUACUUUGGUUAUCAAGGAUGUUUGUUGUUACAAGUAGUGUGCGCGAUGUUUGAAUAUCUUGGAAAGAAUGUGACAAAAACCCAGUAAGUCAGCCAUAACUGAGUAUCGUAUUUCCAUGGGACAUUCCAUGGGUUAUUCAGCCAGAGAAAUCUUGGCCACGAUGCUAUCCUUCUGGGGUUCAAUUGUUAAAUCGGAGGAGUCGGAGGAAAUACGUUUGUUGGAAGAUCCGAUUAAUCCUGAUGGUGGCUUUCAACUGGAUAAGGCAUGGAACCUGGUAUUUUGUGCAUUCAUGGAAUAUUCAUAAUGGGACCAUCCUUUUAAACAUGUGCGACAAACGAAAGGUGAGAUGGGCCACAUCCGCAUUUUCUGAAGAUUGUGUAGACACACACCCGACAAAAAAGAAUGAUGAACAAUCAAGUUACAGCAAGAAUAAUCCAGCAGAACAGUUAAAGUUAUCUGAGCAGACUGGGAAUAGUAGAAAUUCAACCCAAAAACUGCCACUUCGAAAUAAGAAAAUUGAGUUUGUCACAGUUGAAAAAAGCUUUGAUCCUGUAUGCGAGAAAGAUUUAGCAUUAUCAAAGAAAAGAUUGGAACCUCUCCAACAAUGGUUUUAUGCAAUAGAAAUAUCAUCCAAGAAGAACCGAAUAUUGCUGCUCCUUGGGCCGGACGGCUGUGGCAAGACGGCAGCUGUGAAGGUUUUAGCAAAAGAAAAACAGAUGGAAAUAGUGGAAUGGUCAGAACCAGACUUCAUUCCAGGAGUAGAUGGAUAUACUCCACAGUUUGAUGUGAAUAACUUAAAGACCUUUCUUUGUCGUGCUGGAAGAUACUCGAGCUCAAAAAAACUGAUUGUUGUUGAAGACCUUCCCCUUUCUGUGCUUAGUGCGAAGGGUGACUUAACUACUGUGAUUCACAAUUAUUCAACCACAGGAAAAUGCCCACUUGUUAUAAUAAUUUCACAUACAGAUCGAUACUCGGUAUUUAAUGCUGAGGCUCAGAAGUUAUUGGAUAUGGAUGUAAUAGUAUUCAAAAGAAUUACAGAUGCAUCUAUAAAAAAGGCUCUGAAUAGAGUAAUAGGACUGAAAGGCUUACCAUGCGAAAAGUAUGCUUCUAUUGUGUCUCACAUAACAGAAAUGUCUUGUGGAAAUAUUCGGAAAGCAAUUUCUGAGCUCAAAUUCUAUGUACCUGAGUCAAAAUUUGUUGCACCACGCAAAGGUCUGUGGAAAUUUGAGAAACAUUUGGGAAGAAAACCAAGUGACAGAAAUGCUGAUUUAGAGCUUAAAGAAGAUUCAGGAAUAUUUCAUGCUGUGGCUAGAGUACUGUAUGCGAAACGUGAAACCAUUGGUGUUGCACAGGACAAUAAAGUGCAGCAUGGCUCUGAACUUCUGGGAGAACUUGAACACAAGCCUGUAGAAAUAUGUGACAAAUACUUUCAGUUUCGCAGACAGUUUGUUAAUUUAAUGUUUUGCAAUUAUGCAAAAAUAUUUCACAGCAUACAUGAUAUUGCUAAUGCCGCUGAUUACAUGAGUGAAUCUGAUAUAUUGUCAUCAUUGUGGUGGGAGAAACCUGUUUCGGAAGAUGCUGGCUUUGUGUUGGCUGUUGGAGGAGUAAUGACCUCAUGUCACAAUGUUGUAAAGAAAUGGCAACCGUUAAAAGGUGAAGCUGGUCUGUCUGCAAAAAACAUAAUUUCAUUGCCUGUGCUUUGGAAUAUACGGAAAACUCAACUCUUGUUUGCAAAUCUGUCUGAGGUGAUACUGUGUACUGAAAUUAUCCCGUACAUGAUGACAUUUUUUCAGUAUUGUUCUAUGAAAGUGCCAAAAUGUAGCCAUGGAUUCUACACACAUGAUCACCAUCAUUUUGUUCUACAAAUGGAGCAAUGGAAGAAUGAGUAUGAAUUGCCACAUACUUACAAGAGUGUUCAGAGGAUGGACAGUGCAGGUCACAAAAUGCAGAAUGCAAGAAAUUUUUCUCUGGUAACCAAUACAGAAGCAGAAAGGAAACAGUUGGAAGAACCAGAGGCAGAGGAAGAUGAAGUCAUAAUUGAAGAAGUUCAUUCAGACUGAGUUGCAGCAUUUCAGUGGCUCCUUCCUUUCAUUUCAGUGGCUCGCUCCUUUUAGUGCAGAACUGUAUUACUAAGUAUGAAAGAAGUGUAAUAAUGUAAAAUGCUCAAUAAAGGUAGCAUAGUCACACGUACAGGAACCACUAAUAUAUUCCAUGGUUAACUGAUAAACUGCAUCAUGUUGUGGAGACGGAUCGUUAAAACAAAUGCUAUUAAAUUCUCAGCAUUGAAACAACUCUAUAUAUGACAUCUGAAUCAAGAAUAAGCUACAGUUCAGUCUCAGAUUAGAACUAGUAUUUGCUAUUAAAAAACCUGAAUCAGCAUGUACUUUCUAUUCGUAUGUUAUUAUUUUUCAUCAUUUUGAUGCUAUCAUUACAUAAAAAUUAUUUUUACUUCUGUCUGCCCACAAUUAAAAGAGGCAGGUUGAGCAUUGCACAGGUGUCUAUCUAGUAUUCUUCUUUAUUUUUAUUCAAGUUGAUCAGUAUAACUUAUGUUUCCAUUUAAAAACCAUGAUAUUAACAUUGUCAGUCUAUCUUGGUGUAUGUGAUAUGAUCUGGCUGUCAGUCUGUCGUGAUAUGUGUAUAUGAGAUGUAAAGUAGGAAUUUUGACAUCCAGUUUAUAUUCUGUUCAUUAAACAAUAUACUUUAUUUAUUUAAAAAUUGGCCUUUAAUUACGCAGAGUUCUUAAAAAUAUGCCGAUAUAACAUACAGAAAAGAAUUUGUAGUUUUUUGUUUUAAACAGAAACUGCAGUUAUGAAGUGUGUAUCUUGUAAAACUAAUUAUAUAUUACACCUUACAGCAUAUAUCUGAAUUUGUUUAUGUACAGUAUUACCAAUAUUUUCAUCAUAGAUAACAAUGGUAAUCUUUACUAGGAAGACACAAAAUUAACAGAAAAAUAUAUCGUGUAGAAUUGUGUUGAAAUGUCACCAAAACUGGCAAUUAUUUGCAAUGGUUACUCUAAAUUGCUUAAACAUACAAACUUCCAAAAUGUGUGUGUGUGUGUGUGUGUGUGUGUGUGUGUGUGUGUGUGUGUGUGUGUGUGUGUGUGUCAUGUUCUUGUUUAUGUGCCUUUCUGUGACUCAAAUCCUCUACUUUUCAGUGAUUUGUUACUUUUACUCCUUGAAUUAUGUGCAUUCCAGCAAGACUUUCCACACCUGACCUAUUUUUAUCC
This is a messenger RNA of Schistocerca cancellata (South American locust), 3275 nucleotides long. It is a transcript of the gene Rad17, whose product is annotated as cell cycle checkpoint protein RAD17. The transcript has 14 exons. The coding region runs from base 289 to 2109 and encodes 606 amino acids. Lineage: Eukaryota; Metazoa; Arthropoda; Insecta; Orthoptera; Acrididae. Gene Ontology annotation, molecular function: chromatin binding. The record is from RefSeq and is a predicted model, not a curated record. Gene Ontology annotation, biological process: mitotic DNA replication checkpoint signaling; DNA repair; DNA damage checkpoint signaling.